Knipowitschia caucasica is the source of this 741-nucleotide messenger RNA. Lineage: Eukaryota; Metazoa; Chordata; Actinopteri; Gobiiformes; Gobiidae. The record is from the annotation of a GenBank genome assembly.
AUGACCUGGGCCGAGGACCUACGGGCUCUGGUGACCGCGCGUCUCACGGCAGCCGCGGAGGACAUCUGUGCCCUGGUGGAGAGGAGCGUAGAGCGGCUGCAGGAGGAGAGAGGCCCGGGGAGAGACUACCACAGCCCGGGGAGAGGCCACCAGAGCCCGGGAAAGGAGAGAGCAGAGGCGGCUGGUCGAUCAGGUGCUCAGUUUGUGAGCGCGCUCAGUCCAGCGGCGCCUGAGACACAGUUUUACAUCAAAGAGGAUCCUGACCUCAGCAUCAAACAGGAGCCGGAGGAGCUGACGGAGGCGUUACUGUGCACCUGGGAGUACGCCCCGCCGCCGCCGCGCAGAGACGACGCAUACGGGGCCCAACCGCAAACCUCGGACCGGCACGAGCACUUGGACCGCCUGUUGGGAGCCGCAGAGACCAGCAGCGGCUUCGAAAACCCGCAGCGGAGUUUGGAGGCGGGACACAGCAGCGCGCUCACCAAGAAACUGCACACGUGCGCGCAGUGCGGGAAGUCGUACGCACACAAACCGUCGCUGUUCCGCCACAUCCACACGCACAAAGGACAGAAGCCGUUCCAGUGCUCGGUCUGCGACAAGAGGUUCACACAGAAGCCACACCUCAACAAACACAUGAGAACACACACAGGAGAGAAACCCUACUGCUGCCCCUUCUGCGCCAAGACCUUCACCGACAAGAGCAGCGUCACCCAGCACCUGCGCGUCCACACCGGGGACUAG